Messenger RNA from Klebsormidium nitens, 4270 nucleotides. The record is from the annotation of a GenBank genome assembly. NCBI's taxonomy places the organism in Eukaryota, Viridiplantae, Streptophyta, Klebsormidiophyceae, Klebsormidiales, Klebsormidiaceae.
CUCGCAGCAUGCACUGUGGAACAGGAAAGGAUGCAGACAGGAGCCUGAGAGUAGGUACGGUAAGCCAAGGCGGCCAGCUUCUGGCAACUGCGUUAGAGCUACAGCAAGUUGUAAGAUCUGGUUGAGCAAGGCGAGCAGCUGAGAUCAUGGCCGCACCAACUUGCGGCCUGAGGGCAGCGCUCUGUUUAGCGGUGGCAUUGCUUCUUUCCUCCAAUGCUGUGGCGACCAACAUUUUGUUGUUUACAAGGCAGGCAGGGGAAAAGCACGAGGCAGUGGUUGAGGCCAUUACAGCUUUGACUGUUGAGGGUCUCAAGAGGGGGUGGACAGUGGUGGAUUCAAACGAUAGCUCGAUAUUCACGCCAGACAAACUGCGAGGAUAUGAUAGUGUUGUCUUCCUGCUCACAAGUGGGAAUGUCCUUGAGCAAGCCGAACAGCGAGAGGCGCUGAAGGCGUACGUCAAUGAGGGGGGUAGUUUCGUUGGUGUUCACUCCGCAGCGGACACUCUCGCAGACUGGGACUGGUUUGGGGAAUUGCUGGGGGCACGGUAUCUCAAUAGCCCCUCUGACAAGGAUCAGCAGGCCACAGUCAUCGUCAGUGACAGAUUUCACCCUGCGUCCGCAAUUCUCCCGGAGCGGUGGUCUGUAGCAGAUGAGUGGCUUACAUUCGACCACAACCCGGUGGGGAAGGUCCACGUGCUCGCACAUGUUGAUGAGAAGACGUACUUCCGGGAUCAGCCGGACGGCAGCAUGCACUUUGAUCACCCCAUCGCCUGGACGCACCGGCCGCUCGCCUCUCGCGCUUUCUACACCGCCCUUGGCCAUAGCUCGGUGGCCUGGGCAGACCCCUUGCUGGUGGAUCAUGUCAUUGGGGGGAUUGCCUGGGCUGCUCAAGCAGAGAUGGCCCACCCCCCCAGUGCUGUGCGCGACACCCGUGCGCGCAUAUUGUGCGAGAAGCAUGAGCAGGAAAUGCAAGCGCAGAAAAAGCAGAGGGAGAGCCGGUUCCUUGCCGAGGACGACGGCGCUGCGGGGCUUGACACCAGUUUCCAGAAGGACGCGCUCUACAGCUUCAAUCAGGGCGAGCAGCCCAUGAAUCUGGCUGUCCUCCCUGAUGGACGCGUCCUCUUGGUUGUCCGCAACGGGGCCCUCCUGCUCUACAAACCGGAUGUGAACACGGUCGUGCUGUGUGGUCGCUGGAACGUGACCAACAGCAACGAGGAUGGGCUGCUGGGCGUGGCGGUGGACCCCAACUUCGCCAGCAACGGCUUCCUGUACGUCUAUUACUCACCGAUUGCGCUCGUCAAUCCGACGCAAAACGUGCUCUCGCGGUACACGAUGCGUGGGGACGAGGUGGACCUUACGACUGAAGUACGCAUGAUCUCAAUCAGGACCCAGCGCCUGGCCUGCUGCCACAGCGGAGGCAAUGUCAAGUUUGAUACGGCCGGAAACCUCAUCCUCAGCGUGGGGGACAAUACCUACCAAAUAGGUUGGGCGCCCACGGAUGUCCGCCCCGGCUUCUCAGUGAUGGACUCCCAGAAGAGUGCGGCCAAUACGAACGACCUGCGGGGGAAGCUGCUGCGCAUCACGCCGAACGGCACCAACUAUACCAUCCCAGCAAACAACUUGUUCCAGGCAGAUGCAACCCACAAGGGCGAGAUCUACGCAAUGGGCCUGCGCAAUCCGUUCCGCUUUGCGGUGGACCCGCUAACCAACGACGUUUGGUGGGGGGAGAUCGGGCCCGACGAGCUUGCCACCGACCCAACGAGGGGACCCAUUGGCAUGGACGAGAUCAACAAGGUCAAGUACAACGACCCCGGGAAUUACGGCUGGCCCUACUGCCUAGGGCCCAACAUGCCGUACGUAAAGUUCGACUACGUCAAGCAAGCCACUCUGAAUGUUCCGUACGAUUGCGCAAACCCGGAGAACGACUCGCCCAAUAACACGGGGCAGAAGACAGGGCUGCCCCCCUCGCGCGCGGCCAUUGCGUACUACACCUACAACAACAGCACGGACUUCCCCCAGUUCAACCCGGACGACACGUCUAAAGUGCUGGGCCGCGCCGCCAUCGCGCCCUUCUUCUACCGCUACGGCGUGAGCGUCAACGCGAGCGCGCCCUACGCCCUGCCGCAAUACUAUGACAACUCGCUCUUCUUCUUUGACUGGUUCCGGGACUAUGCGCGGCUGCUCAAGAUGGACAGCAACGGCACGCUGCUGAGCAUCACCAAGCUGUGGCCGACCUUCUCCUGGAAGUCCGUCAUGGACAUGGCGAUCGCACCCGACGGCUCACUCUACAUCAUUGAGUUCGGGGACGGCUUCAACCUGAUCGGCGCGCAGCUAAGCCGCAUGCGCUACCUGGGCGCGCCAAACCCCAUCAGUUGCCAGGUGGCAGCGACAUCUACCUCGGGGCAGGCGCCGCUCACGGUCAAGUUCUCCACAGACGGCACCACGUCCAGCGACGGGCUUCCGCUGACGUACUUCUGGGACUUCACCUCCAACGGGACCGUCGGCGCCACCAGCGCGAACCCGACGCACACGUACAUGCGAGAGGGCGUCGCGGUCGCGACGCUAACGCUCAAGUCGUCGAAAGCGACAAAGUCGUGCACGGUGCCCAUCGACGUGGCGUCCAGCCUCAACAGCCCGCCGCAGGUCACAGUGGAUUAUCCGUUCGAGGGGGGCAUCUACACCUGGGGCGACGUGAUCGACUUCUCGGUGUCGGUGAUUGACAAGGAGGACGGCAGCACAGCGGACGGCGGCAUCCCGUGCUCCAAUCUGCAGGUGACACCUGGCCUGGGCCACUGCCCCGGCCGUCUGGCGCCCUGCCACGUGCACAACAGCAUUGCCAACUACGCGUGCAACGGCACCUUCGGGCCAGUCGAGGACGAGCACUCGUGGGAGAAGUUCUACUACUUCGUGCAGGCGCUCUACCCCGACCGCGGUGGUGCCAACGGCUCCGCCCCCAUGAUCGGGCUUACGUUUGCCCAGCUGAAGCCGUCCGUCUGGCAGUUGGAGUUCUUCGAUGGCUCGAGUUCCAACGCCACGGGGGCUACCCAGACGACCAAGGACACGAUCGGGGGUGGCCUGGACGUGUACGGGUUGAACGACGGCGACUGGCUGCGGUACGACAACUUCAACAUGCUCAACAUCGACAGCAUCACCUUCCGGGGUUACAGCGCCUCUGGCGGUGCGUUCAUCGACGUGCGGAUUGGGUCGCCAACCGGGCGCAUCAUCGCCACUGUGCCCAUUGCUGCAACCGGGGCGGGAACAUACACUGACUUCCAAGUGCCUAUCCAGGACACCAACCAGUGGUUCAUGGUGGACAUGCAGUCCGCGUGGACCAUCUCCUGGUUGCAGCUAGACCCCGGGCAGUGGGCGACCGACUACCUGCGGGGCUACGCCGUCUUUGCGUCGCUCGACAACUCCACCUGGGGCACACCCAUCAUGCCUCUGGCCACGGGUAACCCUCCGCCAUACACUCUCACCAACGGGACUGUGGCGAAAAAUUUCACGGGUGUCAUCAACAUCACGCUCAAUCCCCCCGUCAGCGCCCGGUUCAUCAAAAUCAUCAACAUCGGGCCCGCAGCCAAUACGUCGUGGUGGUCAGUCGCCGAGUUGCGCGCAUUUGAUGACAAGAAUGUGAGCCUAGGAACCGCAAAGUGGGUCGCAACAGCGUCGUCGCAAGCGUCGGACACGCCACCUCAGCAGGCUUUGGAUGGCAACAUAACGAGCCGGUGGGCCACCGGGGAGUCCCAACGGCCGGGGAAUGUGACCUUGUAUACCACAUUUAGAUCGGCGGUUGCGGGCGCCAAGAAUCUGUUCGUCCUAAAUUAUAUGACCUUCAACGGUCAAGGAAUAAGCACGACGCCCCAUGAGAAGGGAGUUCCGCCACCAGUCAGCACACAGUAUUAGAGUUCAAGACGUUGUAUGAGGUCGUAAUCUAGUCGUCGGUAUAUUCAUUCAAUUGACUUUGAAGUCCAGUGUUACCUUUGUUAGUACCUUUUGCCCCUGUAAAAGUAGGAGAUAGAAACAGUUCGGAGUAGGUUUUGUAGGAUUGUGAACUGAAAGAGUGUUGAUCUUGUCAAAUCUGAUGGAUUUUGCCCGACGCCAGCGCAUUGCUUGGGAUUUGCAAAAGGUCUGGUGGAGCUUGCAGGAAAAGCAUAAUACAGUCCGAGUCAGAUCGAAGUACCCAUUGUAUCGCAUGUUGCAAAGCCCUUCCGAACACUGAGGCUUCACAAUCAAUGCAGUGAAGAUCAGGAUUAGAAAGUAAAGUUUUGGCA